Molecule: messenger RNA, 2636 nt
Organism: Ipomoea triloba (trilobed morning glory)
Lineage: Eukaryota; Viridiplantae; Streptophyta; Magnoliopsida; Solanales; Convolvulaceae
Exons: 2
Coding region: 347-2284 (645 amino acids)
Source: RefSeq, a predicted model, not a curated record
AUCCCUGUUUGUAUAUGAAGAAAAAGAACAUAAAGUGGUGAGUUUUAAGGAUAAAAAACGGAAGACGCAGGAGUGAAAGAAGCAAUUCUGGGAAAGAUGAAUGUAUGAAAGAAAUUGCAGACACGGUCGGCCACAUGGGAAGAGGAGGGGCCCAAUGAUUGUACCUGUCCUCUUCAUACCUACGCAUCAUUUUUAUGGUCAAUCAAAGAAGCUCCCAAGUUGGAGUAUCUUACAAUACAAACGAUUAUCUAUCAGAGGCCACCAUUUUUUAUAUUCUUCUGCGCAUAAUACCCUAAAUUCUCCAGGGGGAAAAGAGGAGAAGAAGAAAGGAGGUGUGAUUGUGUGAAUGGAAUUGGAAGCAUAUUCUGACAAGAAAGAACCCAAUGCUUCUUCACCGGCGUGGCAAGAAAUGUUUUUGUCUGCAUCAAUGAGAAAGCCCGAGGAGCCAUCACCCCAGCCGCCAAAGCCAAAACCUUUGUCCUCGUUAUCCUCGGAUGAUCAGAAUUCCUCGUCAUGGGACCCACAGGUACGCCUUGCUAUCUACAUAGCCAUGGCGCAUGCUGGGCUAGCCCUCAUGAUUUUCCUUCUUUAUGGCAUUUGUAAAUUGCUUGAACAAUACAUGCGCCCGCUUCUCUGGGCUGUGCUGUGUUCAAUCCCUAUGAGGGUAAUAGAGCAGACUCUUGUUGCGUUUUGGUCCGAGCCUCUCAAGAUGGGGCUCACUGAGACCUUUUUGGCUAUCCCUGUGGCCCUUUUCAGGGUUGUUGUUGGGACCAUUGUUGAUAUUAAGGAGAAGGUGUUCAGUAUUGUGCUUAGGAGGAAAAAAGUUUAUGUUUUUAGGGGGCGUCGUAGGAGUGCGUUUUACAGAUUGCUGAGAUUGCUAGUGUCUUUCUGGGUGUUUGUGUUUGCUUAUGAGAGAAUUGGGGCUGUUAGCUCCAUAGCACUUCUUGCACUGGGCUUCCUGUUUUCGGCUUCCAGUGUGGAUUCGACAAUGAGUGCAGUUAGUACUCUUAGGAGUCAGAGCUUUCGCAGGUUGCCCAUUAGUUCUUUCUUCACCAGGGGGAUAUUGAAAAGGCUGAAAACCAUCGUGGCGAUUGGAUUGAUAGUUGGAUUGAGCGUUGGUUCUUUGACUGGCGCUAUAUUCUUUUCGUAUAAGAUUGGGGUUGAGGGGAGAGAUGCUGUUAUUGGGCUGAAAUCGCAUGUGGAGGAGAACAAUUACACCGAGAGAAUUGGUAUUACGAAAUGGAUGGAUGACUAUGAUGUGGCUGGGAUGGUUGAUAAGUAUACGACUCAAUUAUAUGAAACUGUGUCUAUUCAGAUUGAUACCUAUGCAAUGCAGUACAAUAUGACCGAGUUUGUUUCUGGCAUCAAACACUUUGUCAUAACUCCAUCAAGAAACGCUUCAGGGCGCUCCAGAGCUAUGGCUCCCCCAUCUCCGUAUGCUGAGAAGAUGUUGAGCCUGAAAAAGAGGAUUAGGGAUCGAGAAUGGGGGCGAAUAUACACGGAAGUGGAAGUUAUAUUUAGGGAACUUUUGAUUACCAGAGAGGACUUGGUUGAGAAGGCAAAAGGAUUUGCCCUUCAAGGAGCUAAUGUGAUGCAGCGUGUAUUAGUUAGUAGUAGAUCUGUUCUGGGUGGCAGUGUGAAGAUCAUGUUUCUGAUUGCGAAUUCCAUCGUUUCUGGAGCUGCUGGUGUUUUCAAUUUUAUGUCUCAGUCGAUGGUCUUCUUUUGGGUGCUGCAUUACCUUAUAACAUCUGAAUCGGGUGGAGUAACAGAACAAGUAAUAUAUAUGCUUCCUAUUUCAAGUUCUGCAAGGACUCGGUGUGUUGAGGUUCUUGACAAAGCUAUUUCCGGUGUUCUUUUGGCAACUGUGGAAAUCGCUGUUUUCCAGGGUUGUUUGACUUGGCUCCUUUUUAGAUUGUUCUCGGUACACUUCUUGUACAUGUCAACUCUACUCGCUUUUAUCAGUUCGUUGUUUCCACUUCUUCCGUACUGGCUAUCAACAAUCCCAUCAGCGUUACAAUUAAUCUUGGAAGGACGAUACAUCCUGGCCAUCAGCAUAUCCGUCAUUCAUCUCGUGCUUAUGGAUUACGGUGCUUCUGAAAUUCAAGAGGAUAUUCCUGGCUAUAGUGCUUAUCUCACUGGUCUCAGCAUCAUCGGUGGAAUGACAUUGUUCCCAUCAGCAGUCGAGGGAGCAAUAAUGGGACCACUGAUAACUACGGUUGUUAUUGCCAUCAAGGAUCUAUACGCAGAAUUUGUUUUGGAGGGACAGAAGAAGAAGGAUAAGUAGGACCUAGUUCCGUUAGUGAUAUCUUGUCUGAAGCCAUUGCAGGGAAAAGUACAAAGAGCUAUCAAUUUGUUUUGGCUAAGGCACAAUAAAUAUACUAGUUAUUCUGUAUUUUUUUCGCCUCGUUUAGCAUUUCUAGGCAUAUCAGAGUAAGAUGAUAGUUAUGAUGCUUGGUUUAGUUGUACAUUGUGGGUAUCCAUUUGUAUAUUACUGUUGUGGAAUGGUGGGGUUUCAGGUGGAACUGUUCUGGUCUUUUGGAAAGUUUGGCCUUUUAGAUAUGGCAUUGUGUGUAGUGCUGUAAAUAGUUAAGACUCAUCUUGAGAUGAUAAUGAAUGUUGUUCUUAUUUGCAUUGCA